AGCGCACGUCGUACAAUACGUCUAAAUACUAUAUGCUUAUCUAUGAAUACGUCUUUAAAUUAAAAUUUAGUAUUGCUCGAUAAACACUCAUUUAUCUAAGGCUUGUCUUAGGAUAGUGGACACUGAUUGAGAACCUAGUUGUAAUUUUUUGCUUUUAUCGUGAUAUCUCCAUUACUGUAGAGGACUUAGGACUGAUCGCGGUAGCUAUAAAAUGAAAAAAUUAACUCAGUGGGUUGUUGGUGUUAAUAUACUAUCUAUAUUGUGGUUAAGUCUACUUUUUAACCAGUAUGAUAGUAAAAUUUCUAAGGAAUACUUCCUUGUUAUACAAUUUCUUCCAAUUAUUUUACUGAUUUGUUUUGGCGUGUUCUCGUUGGCAGUUAUAUUGUAUCGAGUGGCUACUUUCAAUGAUUGUAAAUUGGCUGCAGAGGAUUUACAAGCGGAAAUAAAAGAAGCAAGAAUAGCCCUUCGACAAAAAGGAUUCAAAUUUGAUUGAUAUUUUUAUACAUAUAUAUUUACUUGCAACAACGGAGAUAACAUUCCACAUACACAAUGUUUAUAGCUAAAUGUAAUUUUACAUACAUUAUUUUAGUCUCUGAAAUAAAAAUUUAUAUUUUGUAAA
Rhopalosiphum padi (bird cherry-oat aphid) is the source of this 619-nucleotide messenger RNA. It is a transcript of the gene Dpm3, whose product is annotated as dolichol-phosphate mannosyltransferase subunit 3. Gene Ontology annotation, biological process: GPI anchor biosynthetic process. NCBI's taxonomy places the organism in Eukaryota, Metazoa, Arthropoda, Insecta, Hemiptera, Aphididae. The record is from RefSeq and is a predicted model, not a curated record. Gene Ontology annotation, cellular component: endoplasmic reticulum membrane; dolichol-phosphate-mannose synthase complex. The transcript is spliced from 3 exons. Bases 212 to 493 code for a protein of 93 amino acids.